AUGGCAGGAGGUGUAAAGAAACCAGUCAACAUUUUCAAGUUGAAGGACCUGGACGAGCCGAAAGGAGUCUUCAACUGGCGCCUAUGGUUUGCAGUCGUCUCCUUUGCCCUUCUGGGUGCUGCCCGUGGUGUCGAUGAGGGUCUUAUAUCUGGUGCCUUCAACUCCAAAGAUUUCCAGAAAUCCAUCAAUUACUCGUCGUACAGUGAUACAGAAAAGACAAAUAUCAAGGCGAAUGUCUCAGCUAUGGUACAGAUUGGUUCCGUUGGCGGUGCGCUCUUUGCAUUCUUAAUAUGCGAUCGUGUCGGUCGCAUUUGGGCCACACGAGAGCUGUGUCUCGUUUGGAUUAUAGGAAUCGCCAUGUUCUUAGGCAACAACGGCAACCUCGGGCUGGUGUAUGCCGGAAGAUUCAUCGCAGGCCUGGGUGUAGGUCAAACUCCCGUCGUCGGACCUAUCUACAUUGCCGAGAUUGCCCCGGCAUCUAUCAGAGGUCUUUGUACUUGUAUGUUUACUGGGUUUGUCUAUCUCGGUAUUGUCUUGGCUUAUUUCGCCAACUACGGCGCUCAAGUCAAUCUGGGAGACACUAGUCACGUCAGAUGGAUGGUUCCGACGAGUUUGCACAUCAUCUUUGCUGGUCUCAUCCUCGUUCUCAUGUUCUUCCAAUACGAGUCUCCCAGAUUUCUCGUGAAGCAGGGAAAACUAGACCAAGCCCUGACAGUUAUGUCACGUUUACGCCGUUUGCCCGAAACCGAUCCCUACAUAGUGAACGAGGUUGGCGCCAUCUGUCGCGCAAAUGAGGAAGAACUCGAAGCUACCAAAGGCACUGGAUUCUUUGGCGUUGUUAAGGAGAUGUUCCUUAUUCCUAGCAACUUGUACCGCCUCUACCUGAGCUCUAUGGUACAGCUUUUGUCGCAAUGGUCAGGUGCUGGAUCUAUUACGCUAUAUGCUCCUGACCUUUUUAAGCUCCUGGGAAUCACUGGACAGAACGAGUCCCUGCUUGUCAGCGCAGUAUUUGGAGUUGUGAAGCUUUGCGCUGCUGUACUGUGUGCCCUGUUCUUGGUUGAUGUCAUUGGAAGAAAGCGAGCUCUGCUUAUUGGUAUCACAUGCCAAGCUAUUGCCAUGCUUUACGUCGCUGGGUUCCUUACCGCCGUCCCCGGACUUGGUGUUGUUGAUGGCUACACCCUCCCAAGCAACGAGCUUGGUCCCAGUAAAGGAGCGAUCGCCAUGAUUUACCUGUCCGGAUUUGGAUGGGCAUUAGGCUGGAACUCGAUGCAGUAUCUACUCACAGCUGAACUGUUCCCGUUGCGAAUUCGUGCUGUUUCCACAUCGUUGAUGAUGAUGUUACACUUUGUCAACCAAUACGGAAACUCUCGUGCCGUCCCUAAUAUGCUUCUGCCCACCAGCCAGGGUGGUAUCGAUCCGAAAGGGACAUUCUGGUUCUUUGCUAUCAUAACCAUUAUUGGAGGUAUCUGGGUUUGGUUUUCGGUACCGGAGACAUCCGGAAGAUCACUAGAGAGCAUGGAUAGACUGUUCAGCCUACCUUGGUACAAGAUUGGUCUUCAUGGCAACGAUGAUGCAGACCGCCAGGAUGCUGUCUAUAAAGAAAAGGAGCAGGAAAUGGGCCCAGCGGAACAGGUUGAACAUGCCCACCCUGAGAAGAGAGAAGUCUAG
This is a messenger RNA of Truncatella angustata, 1668 nucleotides long. Its product is annotated as major facilitator superfamily transporter quinate. Gene Ontology annotation, biological process: carbohydrate transport; transmembrane transport. Gene Ontology annotation, cellular component: membrane. Gene Ontology annotation, molecular function: carbohydrate:proton symporter activity. The record is from RefSeq and is a predicted model, not a curated record. Bases 1 to 1668 code for a protein of 555 amino acids. Lineage: Eukaryota; Fungi; Ascomycota; Sordariomycetes; Amphisphaeriales; Sporocadaceae. The transcript is spliced from 5 exons.